Candidozyma auris is the source of this 3660-nucleotide messenger RNA. Its product is annotated as oxysterol-binding protein related protein SWH1. Gene Ontology annotation, biological process: piecemeal microautophagy of the nucleus; exocytosis; endocytosis. The record is from RefSeq and is a predicted model, not a curated record. Gene Ontology annotation, cellular component: nuclear envelope; intracellular membrane-bounded organelle; membrane. Lineage: Eukaryota; Fungi; Ascomycota; Pichiomycetes; Serinales; Metschnikowiaceae. The coding region runs from base 1 to 3660 and encodes 1219 amino acids. Gene Ontology annotation, molecular function: sterol binding; protein binding. The transcript has a single exon.
AUGUCUUCACACCUUAACGCUUCGUUAUUGAGGCUCAAACUUAUUGAUGCGCUUAGAGCUGGUGACGAGGCAAAGAUUGAGUCUGUUGUCAAACAGCUUGAAUCCGUUGACUCUAUUGUCGAUAAUGCUGAAUUAAUACGGUUAAGAGAAACAAUUCUUCAUUAUGCUGUACAAGUUGCUCCUUUGGCAACACUUCAAAGCUUAGUGGAAAAAAAUGAUCAAAAUCUUGACGUAAACGCACAAGACGAGGACGGAAACACACCAUUGCAUUUAGCUGCUGGCUCAUCUCGAUUCAAUGUUGUGAAAUACUUAUUAUCAUUACCAGACAUCAAUGAUACUGUUGUGAAUGCCGAAAACAAACAACCAGUGGAGCUUGCGAAGGACGCCAAUAUAGCACAGUUGAUGCAAUUUGAAAGAGCAAAGUUUGUUGAAAAAGCGGCAACUCAAUUACGUCAAUAUUUUAGCGCUAGAGACUUUGAAAGCUUGGAAAAGCUUCUUGUUUUCAAUCCACGAGCAGCUGAGCUACUAGACAUCAACGGAGCAGAUCCUGAGACUGGGAAUACCGUUUUGCAUGAGUUCAUCAGCAAAGAAGACUUUCAAAUGUGUGAAUGGAUUCUUAAACAUGGUGGUGACCCUUUCAAGCGCGACAAGCGCGGUAAGUUGCCUAUCGAUUUAGUGAGCAGAAAUGAUCCUAUCAAAAAGCUCUUGAAGCAUGCUUCCAAGGAGCUGAAUAUCAUGGACUCGGUUGUCAGUUCAAGCAAUCCAAUGAGGACAGGAGCAUCUCCAACCUACAAGGGAUAUUUGAGAAAAUGGACAAAUUUUGCUUCCGGUUACAAAUUGCGUUAUUUUGUUUUGGAUCAGUUUGGAAUUCUAUCGUAUUAUACUGAUCAGAAUGAUACAAAUAAUGCAUGUCGAGGGUCAUUAAAUCUCGGAUUCGCCACCUUGCAUCUUGACUCAUCUGAAAAACUCAAAUUUGAGAUCAUAGGGAAGAAUGGUAUAAAGUGGCAUUUAAAGGCCAAUCACCCUGUCGAGACCAAUCGCUGGGUGUGGACUUUGCAAAAUGCAAUCACUGUCUCGAAGGAUAACCUCAGACAGAAACGAAAAGUCGUCCCAAGCUCAACGGAAACCGCUUCCAGCUCAGUUGCUGGAACUGAUGUUAGUUUGAAUCGUUCAUCAUUAGAGGAAGGCACUAGACCCUCUCUCGAUGAGAGGAACUUCCACGGUGCUGAAGAAGAGAAAAAGAAAAAGCUUCUUCAUCUCCCAAGGCGCUCCAAACACAAGAGGAAUGCGAGCCAAGUAUCCUUGAACUCAUUUACUGGCUCGGAGCACGAGGAAAUCUCAUCAUCAAUUGGAGCAGAACAGAAGGUUCCGACAGGAAGUAGCACUACGUCACCCAACUUGGGGAAAAUUAAGGAGAACAAGACUACAGAUCCUCGCAAGAGUUUUGAUGAAACACAUUCUGUCUUAACGAGGGAAGAUUUUGAUUUUGAUUUAGAUUAUGCGCACGAUUCGGAGGACUCUGAGACAAUUUCUGCGCAUAAUAGCGAUGGCGAUCCCAUUUCAGAAGCUAGGAUGACAAGAGAUGGUAUGAUUGCUGUAAAAAGAUCACUUCUCAUAGAGGUCUCCAGUCUCAUAGAUUUGUUUCGGGCCAUUGGUGAUCGCAUUGAUAGGGAACCUUACGAUAUUGGUCUCAAAACACUUUCCAACGUUCAUGCCUUGAUUGAACAGUACGACCAGCUGGUGCAAAUACGUGAACGCAAGCUUCUUAAACGUAUUGAGCGUCAAGAAGAAGUGAACAAGCUUUGGGAAAAUUCAAUUCGCCAACUUGAAAACGAAAUCCAAAAACGAGAGGAGACUUUGGCUCAAUUCGAGGGCAAGAAGUACAGAAUUCGGAAAUUGCUCGAGUCCAGGGGAAUCUCAUCACCUCAAGUUUCGAAUGAGCUGGCUAAUGGAUUCUUUACGGCAGUACCGCAAAACCCUCCACCAAGUGGCACAACUGGAUCUGGAUCCGGUUCCGCGCACGGAGUCGAUUUGCCGGCGGAAGACUCGGCCCUUUUAGAAGAGAUUUUCCACGACUCAGACGACGAAUAUUUUGAUGCUGAUGAGUUUGAUGAGUCUGCGGGAACACCAGAGGUCACUACCUUUGGUUUGCCACAAUCAAACUCUCAAAUGAUAUCACAACCGGAAACCAUUGAGGGAACAGUUGAUGAAAAAGAGGAUGAUAAGGCUUUGAGUGAUGCAAAUGAGCAUGUUUCUCUUACGGCCAACAAGGAUAUCCCAGAGGAAAGCACCAAGGCAGCCAAAAUUUCUGGACAGCCGGAACUCGAGAUUGUCAGAUUAAGUGAUGUAAGUAACAUUUCACAAGAAAAGGUUCUUAAGACACUCUUGGAUGAGGGAUCCUUUCUCGGUUAUGAAAAGCCUCCUAGAACUAGACUCGCAUAUGAUGAGGAUAAUAGGCCUAAAGUUGGUUUAUGGGGCAUCUUGAAGUCAAUGAUUGGUAAGGAUAUGACUAGGAUGACCUUACCGGUCUCGUUCAACGAGUGCACAUCGUUACUCCAACGACUAGCCGAGGAUAUUGAGUACAACGACUUGCUUCAGAAGGCUGCCGCUAUUGAGGAUUCUACCCUUAGAAUGGUUUAUGUCGCGGCUUUCGCAGCGUCGGAGUAUGCGUCUACGAUUAACAGAAUAGCAAAACCUUUCAAUCCUCUUUUAGGCGAGACUUUUGAGUAUGCUCGUCCAGAUCAAAACUUCAGAUUGAUUUCCGAACAAGUCAGUCAUCAUCCCCCCAUCAGUGCUUGUACUGCUCAGUCACCAAAGUGGGAUUACUAUGGGGAGAAUGCUGUUGACUCUCAGUUCAGGGGCAGGUCGUUUGAUUUCAAACAUUUGGGUAAGAUGUUUUGUGCCGUGAGACCAGACAAUGGUGUGAUUGAUGUCAAUGGUGAGAAAGUUAACGAAGAACUCUACAGCUGGAAAAAGGUGAACACCUCGGUUGUUGGAAUUAUAGUUGGGAAUCCGACUGUGGAUAACUAUGGAAAGAUGGAGGUCACUAAUCACACAACUGGAGAUGUGAUCAUAGUGGAUAUGAAACAAAGGGGAUGGAAAGCCUCUUCCGCCUAUCAGUUGUCUGGUUAUGUUUUGGACAAAAAGGGUAAUGCUCAUUGGGCCAUAGGUGGACACUGGAACCUGAAAAUAUAUGCUCGUAAGGUCAGCGACGCAAAUGAGAAAGGGAGGCGCGAGUCUUUAGUUGAAACCCAGGAUAUCAAGGCUACUCAAGAUCCGUACAGCGGAGCCAAGUUUCUCGUAUGGCAGGCAGCGCCAAGACCCAAGGUUCCCUUUAAUUUGACCUCUUUUGCUCUCACCUUAAACGAUCUCCCCGAAACGUUGAGACCAUGGUUACCACCAACGGACACAAGAUUAAGGCCAGACCAGAGAGCAAUGGAAGACGGACGUUAUGAUGAAGCCUCUAAUGAGAAGCACAGAGUGGAGGAAAAACAGAGAGCAGCGAGAAGACAGAGGGAAGCGAAUCGUAUCACAUACAAACCUAAUUGGUUUAUUAGGAGCAAGCACCCAAUUACUGGAGAUGAGUAUUGGCACUUCAACGAUCAGUACUGGAAAUUGCGGAAGGAAAAGAAGCUUGGCGAUACUGGUGAUAUAUUUUAG